Molecule: messenger RNA, 465 nt
Organism: Antrostomus carolinensis (chuck-will's-widow)
Lineage: Eukaryota; Metazoa; Chordata; Aves; Caprimulgiformes; Caprimulgidae
Product: DNA-directed RNA polymerases I and III subunit RPAC1-like
Exons: 2
Biological process (GO): DNA-templated transcription
Cellular component (GO): RNA polymerase III complex; RNA polymerase I complex
Molecular function (GO): protein dimerization activity
Source: RefSeq, a predicted model, not a curated record
GUGCCCAUCUCGUUUCUUCUUUUCCCUUUCAGGAAAAAAGGUGGCCAGAGUAGCCAACGCGCGGCUGGACACCUUCAGCAGAGAGGUUUUCCGUCACGAGGGUCUGAGAAACCUCGUGCGCCUGGCAAGAGUGCGAAACCAUUACAUCUUUUCAGUGGAAUCGACGGGUAUCUUGCCUCCAGAUGUGCUGGUGAGUGAAGCCAUCAAGAUCCUGAUGGGAAAGUGUCAGCGCUUCCUGAAUGAGCUGGACUCUGUGCCUAUGGAGUGAUCAGGCUGUAUCUGGGAAGCAUGUCCCUGUGCUGCUGUUCUGGGCUUCCUGCACCUGCCUGCUGGGAUGAUUCUUCUUCCGUAGGCAAGAGGUUUGAGGUGGGCUUGUUAAGAGUCCUAGGACCAUCUCUUUGAAUUUGUUUUCUGUUGGUGAUAAGCCUCAGUGAGGAGAUGCACUAAAAUAAAGGCUUUUCUUUA